CCCCAGAGAUUUUAAUUUCAUAGAGGCUACAUUAAUCUCUGUGAAAUCAAAAUGGGGACGAAGAGCAACUUCAAUUCUAUAUCCCAAUCUCGAAAAGAAAAUACAAAUAACAAAAAGAACAACAAUAACACAAAUGUUGUGUUGAAUGUUUAUGAUCUCACCCCUCUCAAUAAUUACUUAUAUUGGUUGGGAUUUGGAAUCUAUCACUCUGGCAUUCAAGUACAUGGUAAGGAGUAUGGAUUUGGAGCUCAUGACUUCUCAUCAAGUGGAGUAUUUGAAGUGGAGCCAAGGAAGUGCCCUGGUUUUAUGUACAGAACUUCUGUCCCUUUGGGCCAAGUAAACAUGCAACCUUCCGAGUUUCGGACAUUUAUCGAAAACAUGGCUAGUGAGUAUCAUGGAGAUACGUAUCACCUUAUAUCCAAGAACUGCAAUCAUUUCACAGAUGAUAUCUCAGGUAGAUUGACCGGAAAACGCCUCCCUGGUUGGGUUAAUCGUCUCGCUAGGCUAGGUUCCUUAUGUAGCUGUCUACUUCCUGAUAGUAUUCAAGUAACUACGGUUAAACAGCUACCUGAAUACCAUUCUGAAGAUGAAGUUACUGAUUCUCUACCAACUGCGACGCCCGGUGAGUCGAUGGAUUUAGAUGAUGAACAAGCAAAAUUCCUUCCGUCACCUCUUGCUACCACAGAAGAUGUUUCUUUUGUUAAAGAGACUCAAGUGAAAUGAUUGAGCCUUUUAUGGGAGAAAACAUUUAGAGACAGAAGAGACUUGUUUCUCUUCUUGAUUUGAAGUAACUGUUCUUGCCCAGAAUUUCUCGGUUUUCUGCGUUGGUCUUUGUAUUUUGUUUCUGUGUAUUACUUAUUGUACAUGGGGCUUGUAGUUUAUUUGGUGAU
Messenger RNA from Lathyrus oleraceus (garden pea), 890 nucleotides. RefSeq names its product deSI-like protein At4g17486. Gene Ontology annotation, molecular function: deubiquitinase activity. The transcript is spliced from 4 exons. The record is from RefSeq and is a predicted model, not a curated record. The coding region runs from base 52 to 723 and encodes 223 amino acids. Gene Ontology annotation, biological process: protein deubiquitination. Lineage: Eukaryota; Viridiplantae; Streptophyta; Magnoliopsida; Fabales; Fabaceae.